AUGUGUCCCACAGGGAAGGAGCUCCCAGCACGGGGAGCCAGAUCGUUUCCUGAGGAGACUGACACAGCUCUGCUUCCAGGGGAGCUGCCAAGUGAAGCUGGGAGCUGCUGGCAGGUGAGAGACUCCCCAGGCUCUGCAUGGAUGGGAAUGGGGAGACCUGCCCGCAGUAGGAGCCCAGGGCAGCUGAAAAACUCCAGCCUCUUCCUCCAAGGUUUCCUGCUCCUUUUCCUCUGCAGGCAUGUCUCUUCCCAGUGCAAGAUCCUACGCUGCAACUCGGAGUACGUGGCAGCGACGCUGCACCUGCGCGGCCCCGACCGUGGCAGCGCGUUCUGCACCGCGCUGCGCUCCUACUCCCUGUGCACCCGGCGCACCGCCCGCACCUGCCGCGGGGACCUGGCCUUCCACUCCGCUGUGCACGGCAUUGAGGACCUCAUGAUCCAGAACAACUGCUCCAAGGAGGGGCCCACAGCCCCGCCACGGCCCCGGCCCCCCGCCCCGAACCCCCAUGGCUUCGAGUUUCUUGACAUCUGCGAUUACGAGCAGAGUUUCCUCUACAAGCACGGCCGCCCUCCUGGUUUCCAGCACUGUGCUGCCUUUGGGGACCCCCACAUCCGCACCUUCCACGACGACUUCCACACGUGCCGGGUGGAGGGCUCCUGGCCGCUUUUGGACAACAACUACCUGUUUGUGCAAGCCACCAGUUCACCAGUGGCCAAGGGGUCCAAUGCAACAGUCACCAGCAAGCUGACCAUCAUAUUCAAGAACAUGAAGGAAUGCAUUGACCAGAAGGUCUACCAGGCCGAGCUGGACAAUGUCCCGGCGGCCUUCCAGGAUGGCUCCGUCAAUGGGGGCGCACGUCCAGGUGGGAGCAGCCUGGUGAUCCGGGAGCGCAGCCCCGGCCGGCACGUGGAGAUCCGCGCCAGCUACAUCGGCACCACCAUUGCCGUGCGCCAGGCCGGCCGCCAGCUGUCCUUCUCCAUCCGUGCUGCUGAGGAGGUGGCCCGGGCCUUCACCGAGGAGCAGGACCUGCAGCUGUGCGUGGGAGGCUGCCCCCACAGCCAGCGCAUGUCCCGCAGCCCCCGCGGGCCUGGCCGCGUCCCUGCUGACACGGCCCGAGCGCUCUGCCGGGAGAUGCUGCCCGUGGAGGAUGUCUACUUCCAGUCGUGCGUCUUCGACGUGGUGACCUCCGGGGAUACCAACUUCACCAUGGCGGCGCGUGGGGCGCUGGAGGAUGCCCGGCUCUUCCUGCCCGAUGCUGAGAAGCUUCACAUCUUCCAAGCUGGGGGGGGCUGCCCACUCACCUCUCCAUCCUCUCUCCUCCUCCUCUUCCUCCUCCCCUGUGGACUUUGGGCUGUUUUGUUGCACUUUUAA
Molecule: messenger RNA, 1371 nt
Organism: Cinclus cinclus
Lineage: Eukaryota; Metazoa; Chordata; Aves; Passeriformes; Cinclidae
Gene: HJV
Product: hemojuvelin BMP co-receptor
Exons: 4
Coding region: 1-1371 (456 amino acids)
Biological process (GO): BMP signaling pathway
Cellular component (GO): plasma membrane
Molecular function (GO): coreceptor activity
Source: RefSeq, a predicted model, not a curated record